This is a messenger RNA of Aethina tumida (small hive beetle), 1824 nucleotides long. Its product is annotated as protein ABHD8. The record is from RefSeq and is a predicted model, not a curated record. Gene Ontology annotation, molecular function: catalytic activity. Bases 289 to 1665 code for a protein of 458 amino acids. Lineage: Eukaryota; Metazoa; Arthropoda; Insecta; Coleoptera; Nitidulidae. The transcript has 5 exons.
GGUCCUGAAAAAUGCCUACUCCGUCCCUGCACUUAAUAAUUUCAAACGGUAAACAAUAGAAGUAUGUGUUAAAUAGUUCCGACAACAUGAAUUUUUAACUGAAUAAUAUUAAAUCGCCGCUGUCAAUUUGAAUAUUAAUGUCAAUGCAGGCGUAUGCAUUACGUAUUUGAUUAGAAACCAUGCGGAAUUCUGGCAAGUACAUUAAAUUAAUCUGUGUGAAGAAGCAAAUUAAGUGUGGGCUGAGUUAUUAUUUAAUCAAAGAUUAACAUGAGCGUCACAAUUUGAAAUAUGACCGAGGACGCGUUUUCAAACACUGGUUGUGUGCCAAAGGCGGUGAUUUCCUGGCGAAAUUUUGUGUCGUUGCUUAACUUGGGACAUCAGAUUUAUCCAGCUGAUCCCAUCGCCCCGGAAAACUCCGAGUUCAUUGUGAUUGAUAGGAAGUUUAACAUUAGGGUGAUUCAUAUUAAGCCGGACAACACUAGGAGGGCACCCAUAAGGGAGUCAUUCAGGAUCGGAGGGUCCAAAAGGAAUUCUUUGUCUGAGGAGUACUGGUUCACGAAAUGGAACAAGCCACUCAAAAUUGGGCACUGCAACUGUUCGUUCAGGAGGUCCAUGAGGUAUUCAAUUAUCUCAAACCAGCCGACAGUGGAGAAUGUAAGGGAAAGUGCAUUAAAUCUGGAUAAGCCUACAAAAAUAGUAAAUGUGGAAACAUUCGUUGAUCGAUUGAUACAAGAGACAUUUUUUGAGGCAUUCCAAGAGUACUACAUGUCCAAAAACAACAAAAAUGGCAAGUCUGGCAACAUUAAUUUGGCUUUCGAAAUGACAGAAGAAGAGUUUAGUGGUGUUACUUUGAGAAAGAAAAACAAGGAAUCCGACAAAAAGCAGUGUACACAUAAAAAGGUGCAAAAAAAACCUCUCAUAUUGUUAUUACAUGGAAUUGGAGUGUCUGCUGAUGUUUGGUCUGUAUUAAUAAACGCCUUAACCACCAGGAACUUUGAAGUCAUAGCUCCAGACAUGCUGGGACAUGGCUUCAGCUCAGCACCUGAUAAAGCCUGUUUGUACACAUUUGAGAGCCUUCUCGUCCAACUUUUGACGAUUUUUGAUCAUUACAUGAGUGUGGAUGAAAAGAGGAAGUGCAUUAUUAUUGGCCACUCAUACGGGUGUAGUUUAGCUACAGCCUUGUAUCAACAAAGAACCUCACAGAUAUCACAAUUAAUACUCAUCAGUGGAGGUGGACCGACACCUCUGGCAGCUCCGGUAAGCGAGAACGAAAUCAGCCCCUUCGGCUGCGUUUACACCCUCUUCAGCCCGUUGUUCUUUUGCGGCUUGAAGAGGAGCUUCUUCUACUCAUCCAGAGGCAAACAUUUCAACCCGUGUCUUGACGUUGAGUGCAACUCAAUUCCGGGACACGUUCUAAAGUACAUAGCUAACGGCCAACAGUGGCCUCAAGGCGAUGCAGCCUUCCACAGAAGAAUUUUAGUGCCAACGUUGCUGGUGCACGGCUUGCAGGAUCAAAAAGUUACGUUAGUGCAGCAGUGCGAAAUGGAAAGGACCAUUCCAAGGGCUUUCUUGGAAUUAAUACCGAAUGCUGGACACAUGGCGAUGUUGGACACCCCAGAACACCUCAACCAUAUGAUCUUAUGUUUUUUGGACUGGUGGACGUAAUUGCCAAACUCAGUAUUUGUAUUUCAGAAACACAAGAUUAUUUUGUGAUUCGUUUUUACUCGAAUGUAACAUAUCCGUCCCGGUUUUUAAUCUUUACAGUAUUUUCGACUAAGACUUUAAUAUUUAUUUACUAAAUAAAUGAAUAAGUAUAUUUCUAUA